This is a messenger RNA of Ostrinia furnacalis (Asian corn borer), 2808 nucleotides long. Its product is annotated as amelogenin-like. The transcript is spliced from 3 exons. Bases 755 to 1045 code for a protein of 96 amino acids. The record is from RefSeq and is a predicted model, not a curated record. Lineage: Eukaryota; Metazoa; Arthropoda; Insecta; Lepidoptera; Crambidae.
CCUUGGGGGAGGCCUUUGUCCAGCAGUGGACGUCUUUUGGCUGAAACGAACGAACGAACGAAUCUAUUUAUCUCUCUUCUAAUGCAUAGUAGCACUUUUACUAAAACGUUGUUGACGUAUAGUUUUGCAGUAAUACUGCUGUCUCAGUAAAAUAAAAUAAUAUUAUAGUCAUACGCAAAAUGGCACAACUAUCAUCAUUGCCGCACAAUUUGAGAAAAUUAAGUUUACACUGUUUUGUAUGUUUGUGCACUUUGGGAUUACGAUAUUUCCUAAAAGCCGGAAAAACGAUACAAAAUACGCAAUAGACAAGGCUUUUAUGAUGUGCACUUCUUGAUUAGUUGUGCCUUUUGUGGCUAAUCGAGAAAAUAAGUGUCUGUGUUUGUGUUGUUUGUAUUAGUGUAACAAAAUAAAUUAUAAAUUAUAGGUAAGUGUCAGUAUGUAUUCGUUUUUAGUGAGUAGUCUUCGUGACAUUAAAGCACUUGGUCUAUUGAAUUUAUUGAAGUCUCGUUUACCUUUAUAGAUUAUUAUAAUUUAAUAUUAGUAGGAUUAUGUAUGACCUGUUUAUACCUGAUGUUUCUUUCACAGCAACUUGACGCAUUAUUUACUAUUAAUACUGAUAAAUGAUAAUUCUAUUCGAGCACAGCUAUUCUAUAUAUAUCACUUGUGUAUUGUAAAGGUAACAAGGUAAAGGUAAUGGUUUUUCUUACAGAGACGCAAUGGAUCGCCCUGAAGUGCGCUACAGAUACGUGUUAGGAUGAAAAGCAUAAAGGUGAGACUGCCGGGAGAGGAGCGGUGGACCCGCGUCGUGACGAUGUUCAACGAGGCAUAUCUCGUCGAUCCCGUCGAGUUCGACGAGCCCGUCGAGCCCGUUGAGCCCGUCAAGCCCCUCCAGCCAGUCAAGCCCGUCGAGCCCGUCAAGCCCGUCGAGCCCGUCAAGCCCGCCGAGCCCGUCAAGCCCGUCAAGAUCGUCGAGCCGCCAUACCGUAUUCGCCUGGUCAGCCAGCCGGGCGAGCGGACAUGGCGGCGAUAUAAGAUUUAUUAUUAAAAAGGACCAUACAUCUGAAGAGUACCGGAAUGGUCCCCUUUCCAUUGCAGCAGCUUCAACCGAGUUUUAUUUGGAUUUCAUGAUUAUCUUAUAGUUGUGUUCUUUGUGUUGACGAGUAGGUCAAGUUUUUGUAAACUUCGGCCCUGGCAUACGUAGUAGUCAUGUAUUGUUCACGUUAGUAAGCCAAAAGCAAUUAAUGUCAAAGUUUAGUUGCAAAUUAAAGCAGUGAUAAUUAAAGCGUUUUACUGUCCCAGUGGUUCUCUAGAUUACUUUAAAAUUUGGCAGGAAAUAUUCGUUCAUGUUCUUACAUUGUGUCCAUGUUCCAGAAUGUCUCGACGCAUUUAUGAAAGAUCGAUAUGGUCUUAAUCAAUAUACGAAAGGGUGUAAACGUUGAAUUUUCUCUGGUGUCGAGAUAGUCGCCCCACAAUCAGAUUAAAAUGGUACUGUCACUUACUACAACAACGGCGUUGCUGAUAGUAAAAUUAAACUAUCGAUUUAUUUGUUUCAAGUUGGUUUGUUUUGUUAUUUUAGUUAUAAGCAUAAGCGAAGGCAUUUAAAUAACAUAGAUUGUUAUAUUGUUUGUGGGUUUGUUAUUUUCGUACUUUAAUAUUAGUACCUACGAUGCUAGGUUCUAUAGUUAUAAGCAAAGCGAAUGUGUUUUUCUAUACAGUUAGUAUUAGUAGUUGAUUAGCUAUAGCUUUUAGUAUUUGAUUAAACUGCAUCGUAGCAAUCACUAUUUCAUUUCCUCAUUUGGCCAAGGGCGGAGUUCCUUUGGUUUGUCGUCAGGUCUGCCGCUGGUAAUAAGGUAAUAUGUUAUCAGCGAUUUUUUUAUGGGGAGAAUCACCCAUUCGGCCCGGUUUCCGCCAAAGCGGAGGCGAGCGGAGAGGAGAGGUGGUAACUGGUAUGGCAUCAAUUUGCAGAGGAGAUGUUCGGGGAACAGCGGUGUUACGGGUGGGGUGCCCAGCCAGGGCGGGGUGGGGUUGACAGGGUCCUGAGGGUCUUGUCGAGGGGUGGGCGCCGGGCAUACGCUUCGAAUGGUAAGACAUCGUCGAGCUCCGCUUGAGUGCUGGCCGCGGGAGCUCCGCACAGGGAGAUGUGGCAAUAACUGUUGGGCUAAAUCCUCUCCUCUCCGCUCUCCUCCGCACUGGCGGAGACCGGGCCUCGGUCGUUAUUGCCACAUGUCUGCGUAGCGUCGGCGGGCAGUAUUCGAGCGGAGAGGUGUCGCGGUGUUCCGAGCGUAUGUCUGGCGGAGCCUCCACGCCCUACCUGGCUCUCGGGGGCUUAUGGACCAGCUGUGUCCGCGCUGUGUCCGGGACUUGACCCCCGCCGCUCUGGCAGAGACAUCUCACCCGCUGCGUUGCUUUCCCCUUUAGUUUUAAGGUUGAUUAGAGAUUAGAUUUAGAAUCACCCACCGUAAGAAGAUAAGAUUGUAAGUUAGGACCAUGUAAUUAAAAUGUGUUCACACUAAACCGUUGUUGUCAUUUGAUCAUAAAAUGUAACAAUACAAUUACCUGUGGUUUAACAGCUGUGUACACCCACCGUCUACCUACGUAAUACAAUUACAUGUUCAUUUCAUACUGUACAUUUUCCAUUGUUUAUUGAUAGUGCAUAAGUUUGCAUUGAGGGUUAAAAGUUCGCAUUCCUCAAUGCAGUCCUGUGCACUAAUAUCAUAGUAUUGACAAACUUUAUUUUAAUAUUAACAUGGUAAAGUAGAUUGCUUUGCGUUGUCAGGUAAGGUAAAAUGGGUUUUAAGGUAAGGUUAU